This is a messenger RNA of Phaeodactylum tricornutum CCAP 1055/1, 1272 nucleotides long. RefSeq lists its product with no specific name. NCBI's taxonomy places the organism in Eukaryota, Bacillariophyta, Bacillariophyceae, Surirellales, Neidiaceae. The record is from RefSeq and is a predicted model, not a curated record. The coding region runs from base 1 to 1272 and encodes 423 amino acids. The transcript has 2 exons.
AUGGCGCCCAAGCCUCUGAAAAAGAAAAAUGGCCGGCCGCCGCCGAUCGAUAAAUUAAUGAAGCCAGCCAUCGGAAUCGGUCUCGCCUUAUUAGCCUACCAAUUUUUCAAAGGAAUCGGUGCUGAAAUUCCACGCGUAAACACAGAAGAUGAACUGGAGCUUCGGGAAGUCCUCUUUGGGGAGGCUGCAACAGGAAAAUCAUACGCGGUUCUGUGCCAUCCAGAGGUGUCCACUAUACCGAUAAGUUCCGUCUUUCAAGAUGCCUCCAAUGAUGGAGGGGCGCCUGCGGAAUUUCGCGUUCUAGACUGUGGCUAUGUUUUACCAUCAUCUGAAAUGUCGAUAGCGGACCGCUUCAAACUUGACCUCAAAUCGCGGCCGACAAUCUUCGUUUCGGGGGCGGUGGGGGGCCCCAAACAGGUGCCGACCAAGAAUCUGAAAACGGGAGCUAUGCUCGUCAAAUUCUUGCGAGCUAAGCUCGGCCUGACCGCGGCGAAAAUUGAAACGACGCAGGACUUGCGAUCCAAAUGUUUGGACAAGGAUAUGUGUGGCCUGCUACUCAAGGGAGCCAAGAAGGCGCCUAACUAUUUGAAAGAUGCCAUGAACAAUUUGUUAAAAGAGUAUCCGACUGUUUCUUUCGCAUCGAUUGAUUCAAGCGUAUUGUAUGCCAAGAAUCUAGAGGAAUAUCUCCCGGAACUCGAAAGCAGCCAACCUCGUUUCGUUGUCUUCAAAAAGGUUAGUGGCUCUACCGAAGCUGGGGGUGACCGGCUGAUCUCUAGCAUAGCUGCGAUUCCUACAAAUGGUGUAUCGUACGGACAAAUGAGCAACCUGGUAGCGAAUGUUGUGAACAAAUCACAAGAAUUGACUAAAUUGACUUCCUUGCCAGUGAUCAAAACGCGGACCAAAAAAUUGGAACAAGAAGAACGUGCCAAACGGGACCGCAAAAAUAACCGGCAGCAAGAGAAGGAUCACCCUGUAUCGGGUUCGUCAUCUUUUGAGGCCAACGAUGGGUCUCGCGAAGGUCGCAAGCUAGAGCGCGAACGCCGAAGAGCAGAACACAGAGAAACGAACAAUGUACGAGAAAAGACCCCUGAGGAGAUUGCCGAGAUAGAACGACUGCGGCGUCAACGCAUGGAAGAAGAGGCAGCGAAAUGGAACAUGGCACCGGAUGAUCUUCCGGAAGGGGGCGAUCCUUUUAUGGGAGAGGACAUGGAAUACGAAGACAGCACCACCAGUGACGACGACGAUGAGGAAGAUGUCAUUGAUCUUGACUAA